Messenger RNA from Rotaria sp. Silwood2, 480 nucleotides. NCBI's taxonomy places the organism in Eukaryota, Metazoa, Rotifera, Eurotatoria, Philodinida, Philodinidae. The record is from the annotation of a GenBank genome assembly.
AUGAUUUUAGUUCUAUUUGGGACUGUUCUACAUCAAAUAGCUGCUGUAAUAGAUCAACAUCCGAAUAUUUGGCAAAUUGUAAACAAAGAUGAUCGACUUAAAAUUUUAACUAUGGCGUUAAAAGCUGCUGGUCUCGAAGAAGCAAGUCAACAAGGUACUUUAUUUACUGUAUUUGCUCCAAGUGAUGCAGCUUUUAGAAAGGUACCGACUGAUAUUGCUGAACGUUUAUCAGAUCCUCAAAAUAAGGAUGAACUUGCUAAAUUACUUUCAUAUCAUGCCGUCGGUAAUAGAAACUUGACUUCAAGUGAACUACUCAAAAUGGAUCUACCAGCACGUUUAGAAACGCUAAUCGGCGAUUUUAUUACAGUAACUAAACAAGGUGACCAAAUCAAAAUUAAUAAUGCUACAAUUAUCGAAUCUGAUAUUUUGGCUAGUAAUGGUGUCAUUCAUAUAAUCGAUUCAGUGUUAAUGCCUAUAUAA